Messenger RNA from Solea senegalensis (Senegalese sole), 3271 nucleotides. It is a transcript of the gene prr5a, whose product is annotated as proline rich 5a (renal). Gene Ontology annotation, biological process: TORC2 signaling. Lineage: Eukaryota; Metazoa; Chordata; Actinopteri; Pleuronectiformes; Soleidae. Gene Ontology annotation, cellular component: TORC2 complex. The transcript is spliced from 11 exons. The record is from RefSeq and is a predicted model, not a curated record. Bases 241 to 1623 code for a protein of 460 amino acids.
GAGAGAGAGAGAGAGAGAGAGAGAUAGAGCGACGGUGCUUGCCUCAUGAAUGAGUCUCUCUCCCUCCACUGCACCGCAGGUCGGACUCUGACCCUUCCUCCGCCCGCACCUUGGUCCCUGAUGCCCGUGUGUGAGCGCAGACAGGCGGGGACGAGUCCCGCUGAUGAGCCCGGACACUAAACAUUUCCUAUCCGUUCUACAUGAGCCUUUCAUCCCGUUAGCAACAACAGGACAGCAACGAUGCUCGAUGGACUCAGGAGGAGGCAUGGCUCCCGGUCCUCCCCCCGACCCCUGUCCCUCAACUUCAGCACCUUUUCUGCUCCUCCCCCGAGCCCGGACAUGGACGGCAGCAGUGAGCAUCCAAUCAGGAGGACCCUGCACCGGCUGAAGUUGAUGAGCUCCCCCAGCCUCAGUGAGCUGGGCAAGAGUGACAAAGGUUCUCCUGAGGACAGAGGGGAGAAGCAGAAGAGGGCGGGCGCCAACGCCACCUGGAACAGCAUCCACAACGCUGUCAUCGCAGUCUUCCAGAAGAAAGGUUUGGCCGACAAUGAACUCUUCGUCCUCAAUGAAGGCGUUCGACAUCUGUUGAAGACUGAGCUGGGGUCAUUCUUCACAGAAUACCUUCAGAACCAGUUGUUGACAAAAGGCAUGGUUAUCCUCCGGGACAAAAUAAGGUUCUAUGAAGGUCAGAAGUUGCUGGACUCUCUGGCAGAGACGUGGGACUUCUUCUUCUGUGAUGUUCUCUCCAUGCUGCAGGCCAUCUUCUAUCCUGUUCAGGGGAAGGAGCCCUCUGUGCGACAGCUGGCUCUGCUUCACUUCAGGAACACCAUCGUCUUAAGUGUAAAGUUAGAGGACGCCCUGUCUCGACCCCGGGCUCGUGUGCCUCCCUCUGUCACACAGAUGCUGCUUAUUCUACAGGGGGUCCACGAGUCACGUGGUGUGAAUGAGGACUACCUGAGGCUGGAGUCUCUGGUUCAGAAGGUGGUCUCACCGUACCUGGGCACUCACGGCCUUUACUCUGGAGAUGGUGAAGAGGCACAAUGCUGUGUUCUGGAGAAGCGUUUACAAUGGGGCUGGCCCAAGUCUGCGGAUCAACCGUCUAAAAACCCUGUGGUACGAUCGAAGAGCUACAAUAUCCCCCUUCUCUUGACCCCGGUGGCUGAGUAUGACCCAGAUGCCAGCUCUGUUGGCAGUGGGGGAAUUCGCCGGCACUCAGCCUGUGAGAUUAUAUCAUGCUUGGAGGAACAAGGACUGGCUUACACUGACCUGGCGCCAGGACCUGAACUGACUAGCUCCUCUGCCAACAGGCUGUGUGUGGGCUCUCAGUUCAAUGGUAUUGUGCAAGCAGGAGCCGGUGCCAUGGCCUUGCCUCUUUUGUCUCCCUCCAUCCUUCCUCUCCAUUCCUCAGGAGCUCUCCAUGGCACUGAGGCCACAACAACAAUGACUGAUCUCAGUAAGGGUGCAUCCUCCUCACCGCCCAGUGAAUCAUCCAGCCCUGAAACUAUAAUUGGACAAGUGCUCGAGUCUGUAGACUCCGACUCAGAUGGGAUAUUUAUUGAUUUCCCCUCGCACUCAUCAGAGGCCAUGGGGUACAGUCGUGAAAGCAGGCAGAGCAUCGUGUAGCUUUAGGCGCCUUUAGGAGUUCACCCAGUGCAUACGACAAUAAUGUGCGGACUAAGAUUCAAGACAUUGUUAAAGGUCCAGCGUGUAAGAAUUAGUGACAUCUAAUGGUGAGACGUCAGAUUGUAACAAAACUUCCUUUCCCAAACACAUCAGGGAACUACCGUGGCCUUCGCAUAGCAGAAAGGAUUUUGUUCUUCUUCUUUUGUAUAAUAAGCUUCUACUUCAAAAUUUGCGAGGCACACUGACUAGUUUGUCCAUUCAGGCUGCUGUAUUAUAGAAAACACACAAGAUGGCGGCCUAUGUAAAGACAAGCCUAAUGUAAAUAAUGAUUCUAAGGUUACGAAAAAACUUUUUUUUUUCUAAUUAUUUGAAACCAUUUAUACUCUUACACAUUAACUCAUGGGUAGUGUAGUCAUUUUCUACCAAUUAGCACUAAAUGUUACACCCUGGACCUUUGGAACUACACUUUAGUUAAAUGAGCAUCUUCCUUUCUGGCUGUAGUUCAAACAUUUCAAGUGCUGUCACUGGUGAGUGAACACCUUGUAACUUUAAAAUGUCCAUCCGUCCAUCAUCUACCACUUUAUCCUCCACAUGAAGGUCACUGCUGAGGCUGCUGGAGCCAAUCGCAGAUGACAUAGGGCAAAAGGCGGGGUACACCCUGGACAGCUCACCAGUACUUUAAAUACACAAGAAUCUAACCGACAAAGAAAACGACUUAAAAACACAUAAUCAGGUAUCCCUCACUUCCAUGAACAUAUGUGUUCUAGUCACGAGUUAGUCACAACAUACACACUGCUGCUGUGAUAUAUAAUCACAUGUACAUAAACAUGCAUAAUUAUUGGCAAAACAGGUGUCUAGAACUGUUGUUACUAAAUAAUUUAGCUUUAAAAAAAAUUAACUGCUGUAUAUUUGUGACAUGUUUUCGGGGUAUUUUCUGUAGAAAUAGUUGCACUUGGAGCUGAGAGCCAUGGAUGAGCUAGAUGAGUGUUUUUUGGUCUUUUCAUGGUACUUUAUUCUUUUUUUUUCAAAUCCUUCCAUUAAGACCAAAUGUAAGGAAAAAAAACAAAGUUACAAGGUUUUCACACAACAGGAGAUACUGUAGAUGGAUGAUAUAGCUGCCAUUCAAAUAGGAAAAAGUCUGAAACAUUAUGUUUUGGCAAUAACACAGGAAUGAAGACCUCUGCUCUCACUUUUGUACGAUGUCUAAACAAAUGUCGGCACUCAGACGUCUAAUGCAAAAUUCUCUUCUUAAGUCGAAACAUCAGUGUGACAGCAUUUGCUUUUCCGUAUUAGUUUUUGUACAGCAGGAGUUGAUAAAUAUGCCGAUGUUUAUUGUUUACAGUUGACAAAGACAUGAAUAUUUUGACUGAAUGUUGUCUUACACUGUAUUUUGCACCACCACUACCUUGUAAAUAGAAGUGCAUUGUUGGUUUUUGGCUAGUAAGUGUAAAGUGAGCUUUUACCUUGAAUGGAGAUUGGAAUGAUAAGGGCUUUUUAACUGAAUCUUUUUCAAAUGAUGUUUUACCUCAAGCGUUUUGUACUUUACUUUUUUGACAAUCUAUGAUGUGUACGGAGUUGUACUUUGUAUUAAUUUGUUAUACUAGCCCAGUAAAAAAAAUAAAUAAACACAUUUUAGUAACAUUUAAAA